Molecule: messenger RNA, 420 nt
Organism: Phytophthora nicotianae INRA-310
Lineage: Eukaryota; Oomycota; Peronosporomycetes; Peronosporales; Peronosporaceae
Exons: 1
Coding region: 1-420 (139 amino acids)
Source: RefSeq, a predicted model, not a curated record
AUGCGCGUCCAGCUUCUGCGCUGUGGCUGCAAGGCCUGUGUAGUGGUAGUCGUCGCUACAGAGUGCCCGGCUCAUGGAUUGUCAGCUCAGCAGGCUUGUCUCGACCGAAGAAGCCUACAGUCAUUUGGCGCCAGCUCGUCCGCAGGGUCAUCCUGUUUUGGCUCCUCCAAGGAAGGAGUAAUCAAGGAUUGGUCAACGCAAGGGGUAAAGCCAAUGUGGAUCUGGGACGCACUUCUUCAGCGCUUCAGUAUCAUUGCUGCAACCGCACCAACCCUGGUCAUCGUGCAACGUUUCACUCACCACCACGUGACCGGAAGGUUCGGCGGAAGCGACGUCCUAGAUGCAAUUCGGCACGAGUCUGGGGUAUUACCUUUACAGGCCAAGAAGAGGAAAUGGCUGUUCGUUUACUUCUCGAAUUGA